Messenger RNA from Symbiodinium pilosum, 1331 nucleotides. The record is from the annotation of a GenBank genome assembly. NCBI's taxonomy places the organism in Eukaryota, Dinophyceae, Suessiales, Symbiodiniaceae.
GCCCCGCUGAGCGUCAGCCUGCAGAAGGACAACUUCACCCUCAGCCUGGCGUCGCCACAGCCCUUGCGCCCUACGAGACGGCAGCGCAGAGAGAUGCGGCGAUCGCGGCCGCGCUGGUCCCUUACAGCACCACGCCCAAGAUGGACGCGGCCAUCGCUGCCGCCGUGGCCGCCAUCGACCUGAGCCCGUAUUACACGAGCGCCCAAACGGACGCGGCCAUCACGGCCGCACUGGUGCCUGUGACGUUGGCCAACGCCCCGGCCUGGCGCGCCAACCCGCCCACCUGGGAGCUGCUGAAGAGCACCAACGUGCUCAGGAACCUCCACUUCGCGGGGCCCCUGAGCGCCAGCCUCCAGAACACCGACACCUUGGAGAUCGACUGCAACAGCUACAAGCGGGCCGAGACCUACACCCAGGCCGAGGUCAACAGCGUGGUCUCCGACGCUGUGGACGCGCUGAACAUCACCCAGUACCGGACCGAGGCGCAGGUCAGCACGGCCAUUUCGGGGGUGGACGCGGCCAUCGCGGGCCAAACCGUGGACCUCAGCAACUGCUACACUCGAACACAAAGCAACGCCGAGGUGGUCCGCGACAGCGUCUCGAUUCCGAGGCAGCUGCGGGGCAUCCUGCCGCGGGCGCCCUUGGCUUGGAGCUACUUGUUCUCGGGCACCAUCGCGGAGCUCCGCUGCAACGCCUACAGCAAGACGGAGGCCGACGGCAGGAACCUCAGCAGCACCGUCUACACUGGCACCCUGGACGGCAGCUUCCCCCCGGCACCGCUGGGCUGGAGCCACAUCUUGAGCGGCACCGUCAUGGAGCUCACCUGCGACGCCUGGACCAAAACCGAGUCGGACGGCCGCUUCGCCCCCAUCAGCCUGCACGCGCGGGCACGGCUUUGGAGAACAGGCCUCUGCCCGCGGACGCCCUCUGAGACUGGCUCUCCUCUUAAGUGGACUGGCGGCUCACCAUCGACGGCCAGCGGGCCCGACGAAGGUCUGUACACGGCAGCGGUGCGAGCAAGAACUGGCGACCCUCUCCUCACGCUGACUGGGGGCAGUGCAGGGCUGCAAGCCGAAGGCGCGCUGGAGGUGACCGGAAUCACCACGGGCACCAAGACCGUCUUCCCCACCCAGCGUGGCCACCGCGCAGCUGUAGCCCUCCCCCAGCACCAAUGCCUACACGCGCGUCUUCACCGGCAUCACCGGCCUAGAGGUCGCGGAUCGCUGAACCCGCUGCUGCAGGUCGAGAACGAUAAGGCCGCUCCGGGCCCCCGGCGACUGCUCGCCCGCCAUAUCUCAUCCGCCCCUCUGGUGCUCAUCCCGCUCCGCUGA